Molecule: messenger RNA, 2661 nt
Organism: Caenorhabditis bovis
Lineage: Eukaryota; Metazoa; Nematoda; Chromadorea; Rhabditida; Rhabditidae
Source: the annotation of a GenBank genome assembly
AUGAAAGUGGUGCGACAUACGAGAGCCGCGCACAGUAUGGAUGAGAGCAAUGAGCGAUCCACACGCAAAAUGAGCGCAGAAGCCGUUUCUCGAAAAUCUUCAUUCGUCAACAGUCGACUGCUGAAUCGUUCGAAGCAACACGCCGGAUUGAACGGAAGCGAUGACGCGGAAUGUCGCAGCAACGACAGUUCAUUGAGCGUUCGCGAUUUCUCGCAGUUCGAUGAACCAAGCUGCUCGGAACCUGACGACGGCGGGACGCGCCGAGCACGGUCGGUGACCUCGUCGAGAAUCUCGCUAUUCUUUGGCAAAGAGAAAAACGAGAUGAUCAACCGGCUGAAUGCGCUCAAAGAGGAACGCGAGAGCGAGUUUCCGAGCUACAAAUUGGAAAAAGAUUGGCGAAUGAUUGUGAAUGAUCACCAGAACUUUUCUGAAAAGUGUAUCAAACAGCAGGAAGCCAUUUGGGAGAUUAUUGCAACCGAACACAGAUAUAUUAAGAUUAGAGCUUGGGUGUUUAAGAACAUGAGCGAUUUACGCGAUUUUCAGCUCCUACGUUAUCUCGUCGAUCUCUCAAUCUACCUCCAACAACUGCAAUACAGUGGAUAUCUCAAAGAUAUUGAGCAUCGCUUGGUGUUCAUCAAUGUUCGCGAGCUUCUUCACGUGAAUGUGUCAACACUCUGGAAGUGCUCAAUUGAGCCAAUCCUCGAAAAUUCGAGAGCUACUGGCGAGCCACUAGACGUUCGCCAAUUAUGGAAUGGCUUCAAGGAUAUUGGAGAAUGGUCCAAGUGCUAUCUGGCGUUCAAUUUGUCUCAUGGAGAAUCUCAUGCUUAUGUGCAAAAAAGGACAAAGGACCAUGAAAUGUUCCGUGAAUUCGUGACCUGGGCCGAAGCACAGGAAAAUCUAGACCGUCAAAAGCUUUGCGACACGUUAUCGCAGCCGAUGCAAAGACUCACAAGAUACAAUUUAUUACUCAAGGCGCUCCUAAAAGUGACGACGAACGAGGAUGAGCGCGAGCUCGUCGACGACAUGAUCGACAGAGCUGAAAAUGCGACGAAGCAACUCAAUUUCGAAAUGAACAACAACGAUUUGAGAUUGCAACUCAGCGAUAUCAUGCGAUCAAUUGAAGGAUAUGAUUGUGUAGAUUCGGAUGAACUAGAGAAGUUGUUCCGCUAUCGUAUGAUGCUGAAUCUCACCGAAUGCAUGCCGCUACUUCCUCAUAACACGCCAACAUAUCGCACCAUUUUUCAUAAGGGAGACGUCCGAAUGAGCGAAUCUCGGAAAGGCUCAAAACUUGAUGUUCAUUGCAUCAUUUUCACUGAUAUGUUCCUUAUUUGUCGACGAAUUCAAGGCAAAAAGGAUCGAAUGAAGAUUAUCAAACCGCCAAUUCAUAUUGCCAGAAUUGUGUAUCAUCCAUUCUUAGAAGCUAAUGGGUUUUACGUGAUCAGUAUGACGGAAUUUCGAACGCCGGCUAGUUUGUACAUGAUGUAUACUAGCGGCGUCGAAGAAACUCAACGCUGGUUGGAAAUGCUGAAAAUGGCUGAGGACGAGUACAAACGACUUUAUCGGGGAUCAUGGUCUCCAAACGAGUACGACAAUUCGGUCGAAGAUUACGGUAGAGGAUUCAUGGGAGACCACAAUUUUUCGCCUUAUCGCGAUGGAAUGCGAAUGAUGCCACCGGGAGCUCGUCUUCCAAUCGUUCACAGAAAAUGUAGUAGCAUGGACUCGCAAGCAGUUGCAGCUCAUGCUCACUUGAAUUACAUGCACCGUAGUUCGGCGGUUUCUUCCACUGAGCAGCUUGAUCGUCAUUCGAGCACAGAUUCCAAAAACACACCGCCUCGUCAUAAGCUGAGCGUCGCCAGUUGUGUCGCCAAUCCGUUAUCAUCCAGCAAGAGCUCAGUCGAUUUGUAUGUCUCUCUUGGAGCCGAAAAUGGGGAGCGACCAAGAUCUCGCUCGAAUUCUUCGGGUCCAGACAUUGACGGCCUCAAAGAAAGGUCUAGAAGUUCCUCGCCUGUGCGAAAAGAAAAUAAUAGCAACUGUGGAGAAGAUAGUCCAGUUACUUCAACACCAUGCCGUGAUUCGCCGACGUUAUUGAUCACUUCUGAAGAUACCAUAGAGACGCCACACUCUGGAAGACGUUUCGAGAAACGUUACCAUACCGCUGACGGAAUCGAUGUUUUAAAACCGAAAUCAUCUAUGCUAUCCGGCGCGAUUCUCAAAAGAUUGUCAUGGAACGUCAGCUCUGCCGUCGGAGGGAGCAGUAGGAAACGAUUAGAGAACUCCCGACGAAGCUCGCAUGCUUCAACUGCUGCCAGCAUGGAUUCCUUUGGAAGUUCCACUUCAGGAAUCUCUUCAGCAUCAUCGUGCAAUAACGACGCGGCUGGAAACGGAGAUUCCAUGACGCUGAAACCUUCUCAUAUUUCCACAAUUGCCAUCAACGAUUCUCCAACCGAACCUCAGUCAACAUUAAGUAUUAGUUUAGAAGCCGCACCAUCCGUAGUAGAUGAGAAGGAGGAAGAAGGAGCGGCUUCUGUUGUCGCACCACCUCCACCUGAGCUUCCGCCACCCAGCUCAACACCUUCACCAAACACAUCAGAUUCAUCGAAAAAUUCAAAACAUCAAGAGCUUCUUAAGUUCAUAAUGGAUAACCAUUUAGAAACCUCGUAA